CUCUGCUUGGUCGGGUCCAUCGAGCUCAGCAGUGGCAUGGCGGCCUAUGGAACCCGGAGCGUCGAGGUCUACGAGAAGGUCAAGUGCGUCGGCUCGGGCACGUACGGCUGCGUGUACGAGGCCAAGCACAAGGCGACGGGCGAGCGCGUGGCCAUGAAGAAGAUCAAGACGCUCAACGAGGCCGAGGGCAUCCCGAUCACGACCUUGCGCGAGAUCGCAGCGCUCAAGGCGCUACGCCACCCAAACCUCGUCCAGCUCAAGGAGGUCGUCGUGAGCAAGCAAAAAGACGACGACGACGACGAUCUUGGGGGCGGCGGCGCCGCCGACGACAGUGCAUACUCGAACCAUGCGACCGAGACGGGCGUCGACUACGCCAGCGGCUCGAUCUACCUCGUGCUUGAGUUUGUGCCACACGACUUGACAGGCCUCCUCCAGUCGGGCCAUGUCUUUACCGAAGUCGCCGCCAAGUACAUCAUGAAGCAACUCCUCGAAGCGCUGCAGUACAUGCACUUACGCGACGUCGUCCACCGGGACAUCAAGUGCUCCAACAUCCUCCUCACGGCCGACCACGAAGUCAAGCUUGCCGACUAUGGCCUUGCACGCACGGCGCGGACGAACCCCAAGUUUACGAACAAGGUGGUAACGCUGUGGUACCGCGCCCCCGAGCUGCUUCUCGGUGCCAACGACUAUGACGGAAGCAUCGACAUGUGGAGCGCAGGCUGCGUCAUGGCCGAGCUCUUCCUCGGGCACCCCAUCUUUGCGGGCAAGGUCGAAGCCGACCAAAUGGCCAAGAUCAUCGAUGUCUGCGGCAGCGCGGUCGAAGAAGUGAAUGGCAUUUCGCACUUGCCCCACUAUGAGAAGUUUAUUCAGCCCGACAAGCGCACGUGGCAGCUCAAGACGAUGAUGAACAGCAAGGCCGAGAAGCGCAAGCGGCCGCUGCCCAAAGGCUUUCUCGAGCUGCUCGACAAGCUGCUGCAGAUCGACCCGAAGAAGCGCUUCAACGCCGAGCAAGCGCUCCAGUCCGAGUACUUUCGGUCGCACCCAUAUCUCCAAGACCCAGCCACAGUCUCGACGUGGAUCCCGACCAUCACGAGCGCGAGCUGCCACGAAAUGGCAACGCGCAAGGCCAAGAAAGAGUCGGGCGCCCAAGCCAUUCUCAACGCCGCGAGUAAAACCAAGCACCAGCUCGCAGAGAAGAGCAAACAUCCGCUCGAGAAGAAGCCGCGUGCGGCCAUGCCGCCAGCACCACCGUCAGCGACGUCACUCUUGAUCUCCAAGCUAGGCAUCAAGAAAGACAUCAAGUCCGAGCCGAGCAAGCGAAGUGUCAAGCCCAACUUGGAGAUGCCUCCAAAGGCCCGCACCGUUGCCUUGCUCGAGGCACGCCGUGAGAGGAUGAAGAAGGAAACGUUGGCCAAAGGCUCGCCCGCCACCAAGUUGAGCGUGCCGGCGGACAAGACGACGAUGAGCCGUCGUGACAAGACGGCCGCCGAUGGCUCGGACCGGACCCAGAAGAAGCCCAAGCCGUCCGUACCUCCAAGCCCGCUGGCGGCUGCGGCUGCUGUAACAGACACGGACCGAAAGAAGAAGAAGCGCGAGGUGAUGGACACUGAGCGGCUUCCGAAGCGCCCGAAGGUCGCCUCUCCCGUGGUCAGCCCCAGCGACUCGAGUGACUUUAGUAGUUGAUCUAACAACAUACUAAGCACCUUGCACUCAACCAACCAUAA
Molecule: messenger RNA, 1724 nt
Organism: Saprolegnia diclina VS20
Lineage: Eukaryota; Oomycota; Saprolegniomycetes; Saprolegniales; Saprolegniaceae
Product: CMGC/CDK/CRK7 protein kinase
Exons: 11
Coding region: 37-1683 (548 amino acids)
Biological process (GO): positive regulation of transcription elongation by RNA polymerase II; protein phosphorylation
Cellular component (GO): nucleus; cyclin-dependent protein kinase holoenzyme complex
Molecular function (GO): cyclin-dependent protein serine/threonine kinase activity; RNA polymerase II CTD heptapeptide repeat kinase activity; ATP binding
Source: RefSeq, a predicted model, not a curated record